Molecule: messenger RNA, 5425 nt
Organism: Cydia pomonella (codling moth)
Lineage: Eukaryota; Metazoa; Arthropoda; Insecta; Lepidoptera; Tortricidae
Gene: Rhp
Product: rhophilin-2-B
Exons: 16
Coding region: 358-2784 (808 amino acids)
Biological process (GO): negative regulation of stress fiber assembly; signal transduction
Molecular function (GO): protein binding
Source: RefSeq, a predicted model, not a curated record
AUCCGCGCGCAGCGCUGGCCGCAUUUAAAAAGAUUGAGUGUUUCGCGCCAAAACGAAUUUUAAAAUCGAACGUGUUUUUUUUAUAGUGAUGUGCGUGUUUGGGAAGUGAUUUUGAUUUUUUGUUGGCGUUGUGACCGAUAACGAAGGUCAACAGUAAAAAAACAGUGAAACAACAAAACCUAAAAUCUACAUCUGGAAUUAUUCCUUAAACAACAGUGAAAAAUCAGUACAAACGUGAAAACUUCACAGUGAAAAGUGAAAUCAGUUGCGAGUGAACUUAAAGCCCGAACCGCGAGUGCCGUAAUAACAGCGAGUGCAGUGUGGCGUGUCUGUGAUUGUGUAUGAUGAGUGGCGAGUAUGGGUGACGUGACCAUGCAUAGGACGUGCGUGAGGGUCAAUUCUGCGGACGACGAGUCCAGGGAUGAGGUUGAUCACGACCUGCCUAAGAAGAACCCUUUUAUUCGGGGCUCGGACCCUCGCGUGGCGACGUGCCGCGGACGCCUGCAGACGCGACGCUGCCAGCUCAACCAGGAGAUCAACAAAGAAUUGAGGUUGCGAGCUGGUGCUGAAAACUUAUUCAAGGCAACAACAAACCGGAAACUACGUGAGACGGUGGCGCUGGAGCUGAGCUUCGUCAACUCCAACCUGCAGCUGCUGAAGGAGCAGCUGGCUGAGCUCAACUCCUCGGUGGAACUCUACCAGAACGACAGCAAAGAAUGCGUAAUGCCCAUGAUCCCCCUGGGGCUGAAGGAGACCAAGGAGGUGGACUUCCGGGAGCCGUUCAAGGACUUCAUACUAGAACACUACAGCGAGGAUGCUGCUGCUCAUGAGGAAGCCAUCUCCGACUUCAUGGACAUGAGACAGGCAAUCCGCACUCCAGUCCGCUCGACGGCCGGCGUAGGUCUCCUCUUCAAAUAUUACAACCAGCUGUACUUCAUAGAACGUCGGUUCUUCCCGCCCGACCGUUCUUUGGGAGUCUACUUCGAAUGGUUCGACUCUUUGACAGGAGUGCCGUCAUGUCAGCGGACGGUGGCGUUCGAAAAGGCGUGCGUAUUGUUCAACAUAGCUGGGAUUUACACACAGAUUGGCGCUAAACAGGAGCGGCACACAUCUCUAGGCCUAGAUGGUGCGGUGGACGCAUUACUAAGAGCGGCGGGCACCCUCCGGUACAUCCACGAGAACUUCACCAACGCGCCCUCUGUCGACUUAGCGGCGGAUACAUUGCUGGUGCUCGCUGCCACUAUGACGGCCCAAGCCCGCGAAUGUCUGUUCGAAAAGCUGCAACUCCAAGCGCGCGAGUGCGGACGCGGCGAGCUGCGGGAUGAUCUGGACAUGUGCCUCGACUUUGCGCAAGAGGCGGCGCAAUGCGCACAUACUUAUACGCAGCUAUAUCAGAAGAUGCAGACGGAAGGAGUCUUUAACUAUGUGCCAUACUCAUGGGUCUCUCUGGUCCAUGUCAAGACUGAAUUCUAUAAAGCGCUGGCGCACCAAUACGCGGCACUGGGGCUGCUCCACGCGGACAGCACGCCCCGCGCCCGACAAAGAGUCGCCGCACUUUAUACUAGCAGCGAUCGGAACGUUGACAAUGGUUCAGUAUCCAACACCAAGAUGGACGACGAUCUGGACUUCAUGGUGGUGGGGCGCGCGCACCUAGUUGAAGCGCAAGCGUUGUACGAAGAAGCACAGAGGUUGCAGAGGAUGUGUCGUGAACUGCGAGGCAAGGAGCCUCUAGCACGAGUAAUACGUGCUCAUGCAGAGAGGGCUGCCCGAGAACGAGCCACCCUAAGGGACUCACCGGACCUCAGCGAAAUGGAGCUACUUGACGCACCAACUAUUCUGCCUUCAUCAAAAUUCCAACUGUCCCUAACGCCGCCAGACUUCGCGCAGCACCGCGUGGACGACCUCUUCAAAUCCCUCGGCCCCAUCGCCGUGUUCUCCGCCAAGCGCCACUGGAGCGCCCCCCGCCUCAUCACACUCCAAAAACACAGCAGAGACAGCUGCAGGAGAAUCAACAGCAGAAACUAUGACCUUGAGAAAAGAUCAGAGAAACGAGACCGUUCCGAAGACAAUAGCGCUUACUACAACUCCGUAAUCAGAGAUGAGAAUUACGAAGACUACGAAAAGCAACUCCAAAGAGUCAUGAAGCAAAACGGGGUUUAUAUAAACAGUUAUAACAACAUGGAAUACCAUCCUAAAGUUUUAGAUUACGAUAAAUAUGACUAUAGAAACAAUGAAAGCUUUAUAAAGACGACUACGGAAAGUGUGAAUGGGAAGUUGAAGAAUGGGAGAGAAAGAAGAAAGGAGCCAUUGAGAAGGGUGGCGAGUGAAUAUAAUGUGUCUAAUUCGAAGGAUGAGGACGGUUUCGGGUUCUCUGUGAGAGGCGACGCGCCGGUCAUGAUUGCGGCGGUUGAACCAAAUUCUUUGGCUGAUAUCGGCGGCAUGCGGGAAGGUGACUUCAUCAUCUCAGUCGGCGACAAAGAUGUGAAAUGGAGCUCUCAUGAAGAGGUGGUCCGACUCAUUCAACAAGCCGGCGACUUGUUGGCGCUCCGGCUUGCCACCCCCAUGGAUAAGAGCUUGACGAAGUCGUCCCCAGAUAUCCCUCGGCAGUCCAACUCCAACCAAGGCUCGGUGUCGGCGGCCUCCACGGCGUCGAGCGGCUCCACGGCCGCCACCGCGCGCUCCUCCGCGCGCCGCGCGCCCUCCUGGAACCCCUUCCGCCGGCACACCGCCAGGGACAACAGCUCGCAUAGAGGCUCGCAUACGAGCAACGUUAUAUUUCGGUAGACGUCCUUAAUGCGCUUGUUAAAGUUUGAGAAAUAAAGGUAUUGAAUAACGCCAUCUGAUGACUCGUCCGAGUGAACCGUGGCCAAAAAUAAAGACUACAGCUUGCACAUAGGAGCAACCUUAUAUUUCGGUAGACGUACUUAAAGAAUUUGAAAAAUAAAUUUGGUAUUGAAGAUAACGCCAUCUGGUGACUCAUACUAGGAAGCUUACUUAGCGGUCAAAGAUACCGCCAUCUUGUGACUAGUAUGGGAAACGUUAUAUUUUAGUAAACUUAACAAGUCUAUAGUCUGCGGUUAAUGUUUCUUGAGAUUUGACGUAUCUACAAACACCGAAACGAGUUUUUAAGGACGUAUGAGCUCUUAAACUAGGGUUACAAAUGUUACGAUAGAUUUUGUAGAGGGAGGGUAGGAAAGAGGUUAAAAUUGAGAGGUUUUAGACAAAAGGGACCUUACAGCAUGUGCUCACUCGAUUACGAGACGCUAAUCGCACUAAUAUCCCUUUUCACCAAGAACGCCACUUUUGUAUUUAACAUUAAAUCAGGGUUAUAAAAUAUUUGUGGCAUACAGCAUUGUUAGAAAUCUGUAUCGAAAAAAGAAACGGCACAUGUGUUUUCUGGUUAGUUUCAUUUGAAAUAAGCAGUCAGUAACAUUAAGAACUUCAAUUCAAAUAAAUAUUAGUUUUAAAAUAAAAUGUAUACGCAAAUUAUCUAUCUUAUAAAACAUCCGUCUAAAUACUAUAAUAAAUCCGUCCAUAUUUUAGACUGAUGUUUAAAUACUUAAAAAAGAAUGGUUCUUAUAAAAGGCAGCGCCACCUAUUGUCAAAAUUCGUACUUAAUCUUCUAAUGUUAUUUAAUUUAUAAGGUGUGAUAAGCAAUGGCAUAUGCAACUAUUAUAUAUUUAGCUUCCUAAAUAUAUAGUUAGACUAUUGGAUUCUUGAUUAAGGCUAUGAAAUUCCAAAGUUAAACUAAUUCACGAUUGAAGCACUAUACUGACUAUAAGACCUUGUUUUCUUAUUGGAAUAUUAUCCACAUAUAGUAUUGUGUCCUUUCAAUGGUUCCUCGAAUACACACAAAAUAAAACAAUAAUUUUAAAAAAAAACUUUUUAGUCUAUGGUCGCGGGUACGAUUAUUUUGUUGUAUACUUCAUAUUUCUUCUACUGUACUUUGAUUUCGUAAAAUAGAUGACGCUAGCAAAUACAAUAAACGAUAAAAUCACCGAUAGAUGGGGAUACUUAAGUGAUUUAUUCCAUAGAUGGCGUUGAGCUUAAUAAUAUAAAGACGCCAUCUAGUAAGUGAUUUAAUGAUAGCGCCAUCUAGUAAGACAAAAUUAAAACUUCGUUACCUUUCUAUCCUAUAAAUACAGUCGGCAACAUGAAAUAUUGGAUAUUUUUACUAUAAGCAUUCGAAAGAUUUUUCAAUCGAAAUCUGAAGUAACAUAACAUGAACAUGAUUGUCUAGUGAAAUGGCAAAUUAAACUUGAAUAGCGUAUCUGUUCAAACGUAAACAAGGUAGUUACUGAAUAUCCAAAUUUGCUCGCUUUACAUUUUUCCUAGCGCCAUCUACCGGAGAAUUUAACCAGCAUUAGCAAAGCAGCAAAAUCCUAAUAGAAUGCUGACUCUGUCCACUGGUAUUGUUGCCGGCUGUACUUUUUCUUUUUAUUUAUUAAUUUAUUCGGCACGUGCAAACUGCCAAGUCUUUGGAUAACUAAGACGAACGCAGUUCUUGGAUUCGAAUGACAUUCUUCUUAUUUAAUAAUUCUAUUUCUUCUUCAUCAUUUUUCCUUAUCCUUUUUUUCAAAUAAAUGUUGAUUUACACAAUAUUUUAUCUAGGUACCCUCAAAAUAGGAAGCAUUGAAUGCAGUAAAAUAAUUAUUAAAAAAAAUACAGUUUGGCGAACCAUGAUGUCACGGCCCUACAGAAAAAACGGGAAAUUCCAAUUUUGUGCUUUCAUUUUUAACUAGAAAAAAUGAUUUGUCAAGCUAUUUAUUAUUUGUAUAAUAUAUUUUCCUUUCUUACAUUUAAAGGCCUGUCCAGACGGGAUGAUCAAAUCGACUGAUUAGACCAGAAAAGAAAUUGGCGUCAAUCCCUAAUUUAAUCACCAAUUUUAGAUUUAUGGUGAUAUUUGAGCCCUCUCAAUAAAUAAAAAAAUGCCCCCAAACGCAAAUAGCUAGCGACACAAAUUGGUAUUCUUGUAUCCGCACCUCCAUUUUAUCGGUAAUAUCGGUCAUAAUCGGCGGUCGAAAUCGGCGAGCCAAAUUGGAGUUUGCGUCCGCACCACCUGACCAGGCAAUUUGAUCAGAUUAGCGAAAAUUGUUCCCGUCUGGACUGGCCUUAAUGGUUUUACUGUGCACUUUUUGUCUAUUUUCACUACAAAACAUAUCGUAUAAGAUUAUUGUAAGUAAAAAUGUAUAUGUCACAAAAUUCAGUAUUUAUAAAAUAGAUUAUUUUUAAUUUUGGUUGUGAUCGAUCUUCACGUAAGUAUAUUGAUCGCACCCAAAAAUAUAAAAAAAAAAACCUAUUAUUUUAAUUUUACUCGAGUUUAUUUUUGUGUAUAAAGGUAGGAUAGGAAAAUGUAUAUCAUUGUAAAAACAAAAAGAUGUAUAGAUUGUUGGUUAAAGUGAACAAUAAAGUUUGUUUAAAGGCA